Messenger RNA from Lecanosticta acicola, 2119 nucleotides. The record is from the annotation of a GenBank genome assembly. Lineage: Eukaryota; Fungi; Ascomycota; Dothideomycetes; Mycosphaerellales; Mycosphaerellaceae.
AUGGCCUCCAAGAUCAAGGACGCCCUACCCUCUCACAUGAAGUCCAAUGGCGCCGACGCCAGCGAGCGUCACCAUGGCAAGUCGCAGUCCCAUGUGGUAUGUAUGAAACACCUCCUUUUUGUCCAAGCCCCCGGAGGAGCAGCAGAGCAGAGCAGCAGCCUCAGCAGUAGCGGCGGAUAUGGAUCAAGCAGUAUACAAGGGCAUCGCGAGCAGACACACUGCCUCGCUGGCAAUGGCCAGCGACUCGAAUUUCGACGUUUCGAAGCAAACAUGCAGCCGCAGCGGCGAACUCCUGCAGCCGCCUUCCUCCACGAUCGUCCUUGCAAAAUUCUGCAGCCAGCUCCCAUGCGUCGUCACGUGGCGGAGCCCAACACCAUCCUCUCGCGCUUCACACUUGCCAUGCAUGAUGUUGCGUGCAACGGCCAACCACUCACUGCAAUCUCUACUACGACGAAAUCAUCCGUCACCAACUUUCGUCCAUUCCUACACCUCGACCCGCCGAACUUCGAACGACAUGGGCAGGACUGCACGACCCAGAUCCGCUAUUCUUACCAGUGCCGCAAUGCUACAUGUUUCAUAGAGGCUGACAUGAGAUCAAUUAGGCUUUCGAAAACACCUCGACCUCCGUCGCUGCAUCCCAGAUGCGCAACGCCCUCAACAACUUGGCGGACGGCGUCAAGGACCCCAGCGAGAAGAAGGUGAGCAGAGGAGCGUUCAAGAGCUAGGAAGCAGAGGAUCUGACAAUUCGCAGCGUUUCGAGACUGAGAUGGACAACUUCUUCGCCCUCUUCCGUCGGUACUUGAACGACAAGGCCAAGGGCAACGAGAUCGAGUGGUCCCGCAUCUCCCCACCAAAGCCAGACCAGGUCGUCGACUACAACAGCCUGAGCAACACCGAGUCUGUCGAGUUCCUCAGCAAGCUCGCCGUUCUCAAGCUCAACGGCGGUCUCGGUACCUCCAUGGGAUGCGUUGGCCCCAAGUCCGUCAUCGAGGUCCGUGAGGGCAUGUCCUUCCUCGACCUCUCCGUCCGUCAGAUCGAAUUCCUCAACCGCACCUACGACGUCAACGUCCCGUUCGUGCUAAUGAACUCGUUCAACACGGACGCCGACACCGCCAACAUCAUCAAGAAAUACGAGGGUCACAACAUCGACAUUAUGACCUUCAACCAGUCCCGCUACCCACGUAUCCUCAAGGACUCGCUCCUCCCAGCCCCCAAGUCCUACGACUCGCAGAUCUCCGACUGGUACCCACCAGGCCACGGUGACGUGUUUGAGUCGCUCUACAACUCCGGCAUCCUCGACAAGCUGCUUGACCGCGGCAUCGAGAUCCUCUUCCUCUCCAACGCCGACAACCUGGGAGCCGUCGUCGACCUGAACAUCCUGCAGCACAUGGUGGAGACACGAGCAGAGUACAUCAUGGAGUUGACGGACAAGACCAAGGCUGAUGUCAAGGGUGGUACCAUCAUCGAUUACGAGGGACAGGCUCGUCUUCUGGAGAUUGCCCAGGUGCCAAAGCAGUACGUCAACGAGUUCAAGUCGAUCAAGAAGUUCAAGUACUUCAACACCAACAACAUCUGGAUGAACCUGCGUGCCGUCAAGCGCAUUGUUGAGAACAAUGAGCUCGCCAUGGAGAUCAUCCCCAACGGCAAGAGCAUCCCAGCCGACAAGAAGGGCGAGGCGGACGUUAGCAUCAUCCAGCUCGAGACCGCCGUCGGUGCGGCCAUUCGCCACUUUAACAACGCGCACGGUGUCAACGUCCCACGUCGUCGCUUCUUGCCAGUCAAGACCUGCUCCGACCUCAUGCUCGUCAAGUCGGAUCUCUACACGCUGAAGCACGGCCAGCUCAUCAUGGACCCCAACCGCUUCGGUCCAGCCCCGCUCAUCAAGCUGGGCAGCGAUUUCAAGAAGGUCUCCAACUUCCAGUCUCGCAUUCCAUCGAUCCCCAAGAUCCUGGAGCUUGACCACCUCACCAUCACCGGUGCCGUCAACCUCGGCCGUGGCGUCGUCAUGAAGGGCACUGUCAUCAUCGUCGCAACCGAGGGCCAGACGAUCGACGUCCCACCAGGUUCCGUCCUCGAGAACGUCGUGGUGCAGGGAAGCUUGAGACUGCUCGAGCACUAG